AUGGCCGACACGGACCACAUCCGGAGCGUGCAGAGCCACCUCCAGCGCGGCGAGAAGGAGGCCCGCGCAGCGCUCGAGGCGUCUCUCAAGGACAACCUGGCAUGGAUCACGCUCUUCUCGACGGCGGCCAAGAAGGAGCUCCGGCGGCCGUCCAUCAAUGCCAAGAAGCGACGGCUCGUGCUCGACCUGAUCUCGGACGACGAUGUGCCCAGCAUGCCAAAGCGGCCACGAAUCGAAGCCGCGCCGAGUGACGACAUUUCGGUCGCCGCGAUCAAGGCCUCGCCGACGCCGAGCGUCGCGGCAAGUCCCUUGAAGGCUGACGUGCCACCGCCGCAGAUCAAGCCGAGCAAGCCCAAGAAGAAGUCGAACAACGUCAUCGUCAUCGAGUCCUCGUCCGAGAGCGACAGCGAAGACGACAACCAGUCGCUCAAGAGCGUUGCAGCUGUGGUGCGCGACCCGACGAAACUCAAGGUGCCCGAACUUCGCAAAGCGCUGAGUGAGCGCAACCUCAGCACAUUUGGCCUUAAAGCCAAGCUGGUGGAGCGACUCACUCGAGCCCUCGCAGACGAAAAAGCGCGCGAAGCCCGACGCGUCACGCCGGACGAGGCUGGCGUUGAUGAAUACGACGACGACGACGACGCGAUUCUACCUCGGCUCAAAUCCAAGGCCACCAAAUCAUUAACUAAGAGCGCUACUAAGCCAACAACGAGUACAGAGCCACUGAACCAACCAAGUCCUGACGCUGACGUGGCACCUCGCGUGGAAUCGCGCGUCAAGGCCGCCGAGGAGCCAUCACCGGAACUCAAAGCGCCGUCGCCGGUCAAGCCUGCUUCACCUGUCAAGUCAGCUUCACCGGUGCAACAAGCGUCGUCGCCAGUAGCCAUCGCCGCGCCUGCGUCGCCCAUCGCGGCAAAACCAUCGCCGACGCCACCGUCGCCCGUCGCUGCGCCAACCGCUUCCAUGGCUGCUCGGGUAUCGAAGGCUGUCUCCGAGCCGUCACCGGUGGCCGCCGCAUCGCCACCCCGGCCCACCGUCGACUCGUUCGUGGACGAGACACCCAUGGCCUCGCCCGAGCGGCCGCCGCCCGUGCGCCACUCGCCAGGCAAGGUGCGCUCCAAGGAGCGCAAGCGCAAAACUCUGUUUCCGCCCGAGUCGCCUCAAAGCACAUCGUUCUCGGCGCCGCCUAGUGACGGCCCGAUCCUUUCGACCGCCGCCUCGCUCAAGCUCGCCGAGCGCAACCGUGCGCUUGAGCCGAAAAAGGCGAUCGAUCGCGCCAAACGCAAGGAAGGGCUCAUGAAGAUGUACGAGGAGCAGCGCCGGCUCGACGAAGAGAAGCGUCGCAAGACGGCUGCGCAGGUGGCGGCCGAGGCCGAGCGUCAAAAGCAAGAGCGCGAUGCGGCCGAGCGUCGACAGCGAGAAACGGAAGUGGCGAGGAAGCGCGCGGCCCGCCUGCAGGAGAUUCAAGCCGCGACCGACGAGAAGCGCAGGCAAUUGGAGCGCGCCGAGAAGCUCCGACACGACCAACCGAGGAGCAAGGUCGAGACAGUGGCCAAGGCGGCAGCGUCCAAACCUCGCGUCGAGAUUGCGAAGCCACUCAGCUCGGCACCGAGUUCGAGUGCCAAGGCGUUGAAGAAGAAGCCCAUCGAAGCCGUCUUGCUAUCCAAGAAGCCCGAGCCGACAACGUACGAAAUGUCCGAGCCAGAGAGCGACGAGAGCGGCAACGGCGAAGACGACACCAAGGCCGUGCCCAAGUGGGCGCAAAAGGCGCACUUGGAGAAGGCGCUCGCCAAGCAGUUUGGGCCCGACGCGAUCGACCCGACGCCGUCGAUUUUCCCAGAAUUCAUCGCGACCUGCGACCUCGAAGCCAUCUUCCAGCCGCGCGACGGCGCCAAGAAGCGCAAGUUUGCCCGGCGCACGAGCUCGGGCAAUUGGCUCGCAGACCGCCCGACGACGCGGGACAAGGUCGCUUAUAAAAAGGCGAUGGGCUACACCAACUGA
Messenger RNA from Saprolegnia parasitica CBS 223.65, 1998 nucleotides. RefSeq lists its product as hypothetical. Bases 1 to 1998 code for a protein of 665 amino acids. Gene Ontology annotation, biological process: meiotic spindle midzone assembly; metaphase chromosome alignment; positive regulation of protein serine/threonine kinase activity. Gene Ontology annotation, molecular function: protein serine/threonine kinase activator activity. The transcript is spliced from 5 exons. Gene Ontology annotation, cellular component: kinetochore; meiotic spindle midzone; nucleus. The record is from RefSeq and is a predicted model, not a curated record. Lineage: Eukaryota; Oomycota; Saprolegniomycetes; Saprolegniales; Saprolegniaceae.